AUGCUUAGACGCGUCGCUGCCGAGUAACGCUAACUCUUAUCUUUGACGCUUCUUUAUCAAUAAAAAGGCAAACCCCUCUUUCGAUUCACCAUCGCUAAUUCCAAAUCCCUCUUUUCUCUUCCGCAAAUUUCUAAAUCUAUUUCUAGAGCCUAGUCAUCAACUUUUCCCCUGAAAGAUGGGAGGUGGAAAGGACAAACAUAAUGACGAAGACAAAGGAAUUUUCUCACAUCUCGCUCAUGGGGUAGCUCAAGCUGCUCAUGGGUACCCUCAUGGAGCCUACCCUCCACCUCCGGGGGCCUACCCUCCCGGUCAUGGGUACCCUCCACAAGCUGGGUAUCCUCCGGCUGGUUAUCCCCCUGCCGGUGGCUAUCCUCCUGCUGGUUACCCUCCCGCUGGUUACCCUCCUUCUGGUUACCCUCCCGCUGGUUACCCUCCACAUGGUUAUCAUGGUUCAUCUGUUCCACAUGGAUCACAUGGGCAUGGACACGGCGGAGGUAUGGGGGCAUUGCUCGCUGGCGGUGUUGCAGCAGCGGCUGCUACGUAUGGGGCUCACCACGUUUCCCAUGGCCACUAUGGUUAUGGACACAUGCCCCAUGGGAAAUUCAAGCACCAUGGGAAGUUCAAGCAUGGAAAGUUCGGUAAGCAUGGGAAAUUUAAGCAUGGGAAGUUUGGCAAGGGUAUGUUCAAGAAGUGGAAGUGAUUAUAUUCUGUGUAUAAUAUACAAACUGCCAUUCUAGAUGAUGUUGCGGAUUGCUUUUAUAAAUAAAAUCUACUUUGUUUGAUGUCUAUCAAUACUUCGGUACAACUCUAAUAUUCUUUUAUCUAGACAAAGAUGUAUCACCCUGUUCAUAUUCUACAAAUAGAUGCACUGGAUAUUAUGUGUGAGCUUGCAUUUGCUGCCGCAGCAAUAGAGACGGAUGAUCCCCUCAAUCUUUACUCUUUAAAAUAUACUUAUUAUAAUAAAUAUGUAAUUAUUAAGAAAAUUGUUAAUUUUUUUUUUAAUUUGUUUGAGAUCAACUAUUCUUGUUAUAACUGAGAGAUCACAUGGAUUGUUAUAACUCUGAGAUGUGAUACAUUCUAUAUUGUUGGUGAACUUUAUGAUUUAAAUAAAAUAAUAUUUAUAUGUUA
Messenger RNA from Cajanus cajan (pigeon pea), 1128 nucleotides. RefSeq names its product glycine-rich protein A3. Lineage: Eukaryota; Viridiplantae; Streptophyta; Magnoliopsida; Fabales; Fabaceae. The record is from RefSeq and is a predicted model, not a curated record.